Prorocentrum cordatum is the source of this 792-nucleotide messenger RNA. The record is from the annotation of a GenBank genome assembly. NCBI's taxonomy places the organism in Eukaryota, Dinophyceae, Prorocentrales, Prorocentraceae.
CCGACACGUCCGUGGGAGAGUGCCGCAUGGAAGCAGCCGCGCUGCUUCCGCGCGAAGCUCACCGAGACCUGGCGGUGCAAGGAGGAGCGCUUCCAGGAGAUCCUGGACGAGCUUCGGACAGACAAGCCUUCGAAGGAGACGUUCCGCAAGAUCGUGCGCGAUCACAAGGCGUGGAAGAGCAGAGGCGAUCCCACGCCCGCCGAAAUGAAGAAGCUCUUCGAGAAGCACCCAGACACGCGGAUCGCCACCUGCACGCGCAGGGGCGCCGCGGCCGUGAACGAGGCUGCAGUCGCUGCGCUGUGCGGCCGCAAGACCCCGCUGGCCACGCUGGACGGCGACGUGGAACUCAACCCCGAGAACUACCUGGAUGGCAAGCUCCGCACGGACCGCAGGCUGGUUCCAAGCAAAGUGCCGAUCCAUAAGGGGAUGAAGUUGUACCCGACGAAGAACAAGAACAAGGAGGCGGACGAGGUCAACGGCAUGCUUUCCGAGGUGGAGAACUACCGCGCCGAGGAGGACAUGCUGCGCGUGAUGACGAAGACUGGCCAUCGUCUGGCCAUCACUCGCUGGACCGAUCGCGAGAAGGGCAACGCGGUCUACUUUCCAAUCCGCCUCGGGUACGCCAGCGCCAUCGACAAAGUGCAAGGCGACGAGUUCCCCCACAUCACUAUAUACCUGGACGGAUGGCCUCGACCAGCAGCGGGGUAUACAGCGCUAAGCCGUGUCGCGACGUCGGACGACUACCUGAUCGGCGGCUACGUGGAGCGCGAGAACUUCAUACCCGCGUUCUGA